AUGCCCAUCUACCCAGACAGCACUCCCCCCUCCUCUACACUUCCGCGUAAUAGACUCGUCAAGCGCACCGCCUCGCUGCACAGCGCCAAUGGCUCACCCUCCGGCUCCAAGCUACCUGUCCCUACCUUUCGAAGGCCUGUUACCAGCUAUCAGCGCUCCGCCACCCUUCAAGAGCGUCUCGGGAGCUCUGAUCCCAACGGAGGCAGCGCUCAACAUGCACAUGGUGGUCAAUGGCGGCACUAUUUCACACCACGAGUAUCGGGCGGUGAGAUUGUGAUGUCGAUCAGACGUCGUUCCACAGGCAUUCCAAAUCCGAUCAAGCGUGUGUAUCCGGAUCGAAGAUAUACGCCCAUGCUGGUUUCGGCAAGGGAUAUGACCGUGCCGGCCAGGGUAGAGAUUGACAAUGAAUUGAGUGACCAAGAAGAAAGUUCUAGGACAGCGGGCCCUGUUGCGAUACCGAGUACUGCCUCAUCGCCAUUUCCACCCCAGGCAAUGCACUUCGAGGGAAGUGAUGCACCACGACGUUCCUUCUCGAUCCCGAACAUGUUUCAGCCGCAGUCGGCCCGGCAAAGACCGUCAUCGAGCAGAGGAAAACCGCGAACGUUACGCAAAGCUAGGCCGAGAGUGUUCUCAGAACCCCAAGCUCCCAUGGGAAACAUCUUCAGUACGGUCUCUGGACAUGAGUCUGAGCGACCCGCCAAGCGCCGCGACCUGACCGACCCCCAACAUUCGCAACGCAGCAUCUACUCAUCGUCGAGCAACGGACCCCGCGGGGCCGCAGAACGUCCACAGGAGAUAGAUCUCGACUUGAAUACUGAGCCGUCACCUUUGUAUUUCACGCCAGACCACAGCCUAUUCGUGCAGCCACUCUCACCAGCGCCGACAUCUCCCCUCCACGAUCAAGAGCGUCUGUCGUCUGCAUCCCAUUCCUCAUCUUCAGCGCGCCCUCCUCGACUUUCCACCGCGCAGUCAGAGAUUACCUCCACGAUAGGCUCUGACAGUGAGUGUCGCUCGCUCGGCGACAAGAGCACCGACUAUCAGAGUGACAAUGCCUACGACUCGAUCCAGACACGGACGACUCGGAGCAGCUCUGGCAGGAGAGGACCACACAUCGAGACCAUAUUUGAUGAUUCUCCACCCGCAUUCUCAUCUGGGCGCAGUACGAAGCUGAGAGACUUCCUUGGUGAUGGACAAUUUGCUGGAGGAGAGCGACUCCGACACAGCACCAUCGAAGAAGAGGAGAGCGUCGUCAGCACGCCUGUCCGCUCCGUCCGCAACAAGAGCGUCACAUCUACACCCUCGGCGCGUCCGGGCGCUUCUCAAAUGUUCUCGUCUUCGCCUCCAAUGAUGAGGACGAUGCCCGAUUCUGAUGAAAUCGAUUGGGAUGCUUCGGAAGACGAGAAGACUGACAGUGGGCUUGGCAUCCGGGAGCCGCUGAACGUACGUCCUACCGCAACUACGUUGACAGACACAUCACUACCAUUUCGAUUUGGCCCAUCCCUCCGAAAAUCGAACUCUCGCUCCGCCAAUUCGACACCCCAGCGGAACGGCGCAUUGCCAAUGGAAAAGACAAAUCUGUUUGAUUGGUCGGAACAGCAGCCUAGUCCAAGCCAUCCCAAUCGCUCUCCACCCAGACCACGGACUGUUCACGGGAAGAAGGACCAAGACAGUCGCGGAAGUCGGCCAGCUGGUCGGCGUCCUACAAGCGGGAUGCAUGCUCGGAGUCACAGCGUACCUGUGGUCCCAGACCUGGACGGCAAGCGGCAGAAUGUAGUUGCAAACAAAUUCGGCACCUGGGGCGUGGGAAGUAAAGCCGUCACUGAGGACUGGAACGAAGACUUCGAUUUCGAUGAAUCACCCCUGCCGGUUCAUGUCAGGGACGAGGUGGACGGGAGGCGUAUUGACAGCGGUCAUGACAUGUUCGUCCCCAAGUCCAUCAGGGAGCAGCAGGAGAAUGUGGUUGCAAACAUUGGUCUUUUGAGGGAAUGGGGCUUGCUGAUCGAGGAGCUCAAAGAACUCAGGAUAAGAGCAGUGGCCCUGGGGAUGAUGAACGGACAGCAAGCCAAAAUCUGGCGCGAGGUUGAUGCAAUGAUUGAACUGGCGGAUCAAGAGACGGAAGAGCACACGUUGGAGCCGCGACGCUCGCCUCCCUCAUCGCCCGGAUUCGACUACAGCGCCUUCGAAGACACUCCGGUGCUCAAUAAGACUAAGAACAGACGGUCUCAGUCAUCUUCUGUUAAGACUCCGGAGAUGGAGAAAUUCCCCAACCUUGCCGCUUCUCCCCAGCAUAGUUGGGCGGAAACUCCACAAGCAACACCCAUAACGUCGCGCCCACGAAAAGAUUCCGAGCUUGUGGCUCAGAGUGUGAUUGCUGCGCUGCAAUGCAAACGCAAGUCAUCUGAUCCGACGAGUCCUGAAGCCACAAGCGGUCGAAAGGUGCCAUUCGACACGGCUACGCUCCGGCACAUUGUGCCGUAUGUGAACGGGCUCAAGCGGAAGGUCAAAGACGCCCUUCGCGAGACCGAGGGCCUUUAUUCAAGCCCUCACAGGCGGACAACACCUCCCUCUCCCUGGCAGCGAGAAGAGACGAGCGGAGAGCCACGACUCCGCCACAUGUUCAAGGAAUCUUCCGGCGACCAUCUCACCAGUUGGUUCCAGUCUCGGCGUGAGCGAGCGGCAACCGAUAAUGACGACAACGAGGUGGCAGGUGAGAAGAGAGGGCACAUGUUGCAUCGAGUGCAACGACUGAGCUUUCCAUCAUGA
Messenger RNA from Lecanosticta acicola, 2763 nucleotides. The record is from the annotation of a GenBank genome assembly. Lineage: Eukaryota; Fungi; Ascomycota; Dothideomycetes; Mycosphaerellales; Mycosphaerellaceae.